Molecule: messenger RNA, 2757 nt
Organism: Frankliniella occidentalis (western flower thrips)
Lineage: Eukaryota; Metazoa; Arthropoda; Insecta; Thysanoptera; Thripidae
Exons: 4
Coding region: 480-2747 (755 amino acids)
Source: RefSeq, a predicted model, not a curated record
UUCUAAACCCUGAAUCUGCAGCCUCAUGCCGACUAGAUCACAGAUUGUUACACAAAGAACAAACUAUAAUUGUGGCCAAUGUAAACAUUGUCAAUCAACCAUCUAGAGAUGCAGCUCAGAAAUCACCUGGAUAUUUAUCUGAGACUGAGGCACCAGACAAUCACUUUAUAGAUGACCAUGGUGGUGGCUCUAGUGACCAUGGUGGCUCUAGUAACGGAGAGGAUAAUGAAAGCAAUCCUUCCACUGAGAAUAAUGAACAACACAGCAACCCCUCCAACAGUGAUAAUGAAAGCCAUGGUUUUUCUAUUAGAAGUGAUGAUGAUGAUGAUGAGGAGGAGGAGGAGGAGGAGGAAGAGGAAGAGGAAGAGGAAGAGGAGGAGGACGACGACAAUAAUAAUAGUGGAGAUGAUGAUCAUGAUAACCAUCGAGAGCUUGCUGUAAAUCCACCAGAUGCACUCCCUGUACAAAACUUUAAAUUGAUGUUACGGGAAAAUUACUCAGCUAGAAUUAAUGCCCCUGUAGUGGCAACAAGAGGAAAUGCGUUACUAAUGGUACUAGAAAUGGCAAAACAAAAUUCUGACACUGUUAAAGGAUUUAUUGACAGUGCCAACUUAGUAAAUUCUCUGUUUGCUACUCCUGUGCUGCCAACAUCAAAAUUUCUUAUGGACAAACUUCUCAGGAUUGACAUGGGGAUUGAGAAGCAUUAUUAUUGUCCUAAGUGUAAACAUGACUUUGGUAUUGUUCAAGAAGCCACAGAUUUAAAAUGUGCAAGGUGUCAACCAGAAGAAGAUACAGAUGAUAGUAUGGAAGAAGCAGACAAAGAAAAAAAUGAAAAGGUAGAACACUUUGUUAUUUUCAAUCUAGUCACCCAACUUGAAAUUGUGCUGAAAAAAGUAUUCAAAUCGGGAGUUCAGUUAUUUAAGCCAAGUUUUGCAUUAGAAAGGGAAGCUGGCCAUUUUACAGAUGUGUAUGAUGGAUCUGUGUAUAAGAGUUUUGCAAAAGAUUUUGAUACUAAGGAAGAAGUCAAGGUAAUUUCUUUAACAGUUUGUACGGAUGGAAGUCCAAUUUUCAAAAGCUCAGCUUUGUCAAUUUGGCCCAUUUUUGUGAUGAUCAAUGAGUUACCACCAGGACCAAGAUUUUCAAAUCUGCUUUUAGGCGGAUUAUGGUUUGGAAAAUCUCAACCUAACAUGAAAUUAUUUCUCACACCAUUUGCUAGAAAACUGACAGAGAUGUCUUAUGGAUUCACAAUUAAUAUCAAUGUGGAAACAGAGUGGAAAAUGGAGGCACAUCUUCUUGGAUGUUGUGUUGACAGUGGUGCAAGAGGAGCUGUGCAAUUCAUCAGCACUCAUGGUGGAUAUUACUCUUGUAAUUGGUGUGAAAUACCUGGCGUUUACAUGUUUGGUGCUGUAAGGUAUCCAAUGAUGCCAGAACGUCCACAUCUACGUACCUGCAGGAACUUGCUUGACAAUGGCAUUGCCUUCACUGCUGCUGUUUCUGCACGACAGCGAUUCCCUGUUGAUCGACUUGAAAGAGCUGCCCUUUUCAAAGGAGUUAAGGGUGUAACUCCACUUGCUGAGUGUGACAGUUUUGACCCAGUGGAUGGAUUUAUUUUGGAACAUGCUCAUUGUGUUUACCUUGGUAUAGUCAGAAAUUACGCAUCCAUUUGGCACUCAAUGUUAAGUAAGAAAGGAAAUGACAGAGAAGACAAGCUUCAACUUCUUAACGAGAGACUGCAGAGUUUGCGACCACCCAUUGAAGUAAGAAGACUCCCUCGAAUCUUGGAAGAACGCAUCAAAUGGAAUGCUAAGGAAUCUGAAAACUUUCUUCUAUUCUAUAGUAUUCCUUCAGUACAAGGAUUGAUUCAAACUAAGUAUUUGAAGCAUUGGAAUCUCUUGGUGCAAGCGCUUCACCUUCUGCUUAGGAAUGACGUCACUGUACAUGAUUGUAAUGUAGCUCGGACUCUUCUUUGCCAUUUCUGUUGUGAUAUACAUGAGUUGUAUGGGGAGCAAGAAUUAACUUUCAACUGUCAUCUUUUAACACAUCUUGCUGAACAUGUCUUAAGGUGGGGUCCACUAUGGGCAAUUUCUGGAAUGGCCUUUGAAGAUGGCAAUGGUGCCCUGAAGAGAAAGAUAAAGGCUGCUAAAGGAAUCCCAAACCAGAUACACAGGAAUUUGUGGCAAGAGUGUGCUCUGGAUGUAAUACGAGAAGAAUUUUCAAGCAUUGAAACAAAGGUGUUCUGUGAUUCUCUACGUUCCAAACAGCUCUUGAAAAAAGGUGUGUUCACUCCAUCUUGUAACUUUAUGGGAAAGUGUGUCAAAUUUCAGCCAUCUCCUCGAGAGUCAUGGCUGUGCACACAAAUAUCUCUUGAUCCCAAAAGAUGUGUAGAAUAUAAGAAAAUUAUCAAAGACAAAUGUGUUUUUACAAGUGCUUCCAAAAAGAAAAGUAGGACUUGCAAUGUUGUUGCAGAACUGCAAGAUGGUAGUAUUGUGAAAAUUCAGAAACUUUUAAUGGAAGUUAAUUCGCAUACAGGAUAUGCUACCAUAAAUCACUUUCAGUGUGAAAGCAUGUACCAGUUUCCAGAGGGAGUGGAAUUGCCUCUAAAUAAACAGGCAGUGAGGAGGGUUGUCUAUGAGGAAAGAGACUUGCAAAUUGUGCCAGUUAGUAAUCUCAAAACUGUGUGUGUGUACUCAAGAUUUCCUCACGGUACUUUUGUUAGUCCUAUGCCAAAUAUUUGUAAUCUUUAUUAGAUAAUAUUUC